AUUUUGUUCAGGCCCAUAUAAAGAAAAACUUCACUCCUCAAUUUUCUUGGCAUUGUAGAAGAAAUGGUUGAUCCCGCUACUGCUACUAUGGCUAACAUUGUUGUUGGAGUGCCUUCUCUUUCUCUUCCUUCAUUAUACCUAACAAAUUCAAGUACUUUCACUCUCAACUCCAAAAUUAAGACCCAAAACCAUAAACUUCAUCUCAACUUCUCACAAACCAACCACACAACAAUCCCAUUUCCAUCAUCAGAAUCACUCAGAAGCAGACGUAGUUGUUCUGUGUUGGCUUGUCUUCCUCCUGCUUCUGAAUCCUCAUCUUCCAACACUACACCCUCUUCUACUUCUCCUUCAACUAGGCUAUAUGUCAGUGGGCUGUCAUUUCGUACAACAGAAGAGAGCUUGCGAAAUGCAUUUAAUAGUUUCGGUCAACUCGUGGAAGUCAAUCUAGUAAUGGAUAAAGUUGCGAAUAGACCAAGAGGGUUUGCUUUCCUUCGUUAUGAAACCGAAGAGGGAUCCAACAAGGCUAUAGAAGGAAUGCAUGGAAAGUUUCUGGAUGGUAGAGUCAUAUUUGUGGAAAUUGCCAAACCAAGAUCAAAGCUGACACAAAGAUUCAACCAGAACACUAUGUAGUGAUAGUAAAGUUCCAUACUACAUUAUUUACUCAUCUCAGCUUGCAAUAUGAAGAAUCAUAGUAAAAUUGGAUUAACUUUCUACAUUGUACUUUGAUACUGUUCAUAGUUUUCAAUUUAAAACCAUGUUAUAUGAAAUAACUUCAUCCGUGUCUUGUGUAUUUAUGUAAUAACUUUGGUUGUAAUUUUUAGAGAUGUUAAUUAAUGUAUUUGAAAUGUUGAUUUAAACUUUUUCCAGGAUAGUAACAUUGUCUUUUUGGUACCAAUCAUUGAGUAAAGAACACC
Messenger RNA from Vicia villosa (hairy vetch), 914 nucleotides. RefSeq names its product organelle RRM domain-containing protein 6, chloroplastic-like. NCBI's taxonomy places the organism in Eukaryota, Viridiplantae, Streptophyta, Magnoliopsida, Fabales, Fabaceae. The transcript has 4 exons. The record is from RefSeq and is a predicted model, not a curated record. The coding region runs from base 64 to 630 and encodes 188 amino acids. Gene Ontology annotation, molecular function: RNA binding. Gene Ontology annotation, cellular component: chloroplast. Gene Ontology annotation, biological process: chloroplast mRNA modification; cytidine to uridine editing.